GAAUAAAUAAAUAAAAUGUUAAUAACUCCAUGCAAAUAGCUGACUAAGAAAUUAUUCAGUGACCAGUAUUUGGUAACACUAAAUAAAAAAAACUUGUUUAUUCACCAACAAGAACCGUUACACCCUGCCACUGAUGUCAUUCAUGUUUGAGCUGCUCCAGGGAGCCACCAUCUUCACAAAGCUAGAUCUCCAUAAUGCCUACAACCUCGAUGCUCAACACCUACAUCUUUGUCUACCUUGUUGAUAUCCUCAUCUUCUCCCGCUCCCUGGAUGAGCAUAUCCACCACAACAGGUCAGCCCUCCAGUGGUUCCUGCAGACCCAUCUGUAUGUGAAAGCUGAGAAGUGUGAGCUCCAUGUUACCACCACUACCUUCUUGCUCUCGGUUGGUAGUGUAGAGAUGGACCCUGACGGUAUAAGAGCAGUAAGGUACUGGCCAUGACCUGAGACCAGGAGGCAGCUCCAGCAGUGCCUAGGCUUUACUUUAAACCUAUCUCUACCUGUACAUUUGCUCACCUACAAAUUGGGCAGUCUGUCAGAGGUGCCAUGUGCAAGUUCACAUCUAGAUCAGAAAAUGUAGGCUGUAAUUCUGACUUUUAUCUCCUGUUCACAUUUUGCUGUCAAACUGAAAUGUCUUCAGCGUAUUGUAAUAAUAAUAUUAAUAGUUUGGGGUUUAAAAACAGGAAGUAGCAUCAAGCACUGUAACACUUCAAAGGUUUUGAGGUUCCUCAGAUAAAAUAGGAAAGUGAAUAAGAUAAAAAUCUCUUUUAAUAAGCAAAAAGAUUGUCUUUUAGAAAAUGGUCUAUAAAGCUGUUAUUCUGAUGAAUAAUUUAAUUUUAAUAUCAAUAAUACACCACAUGAAGCCCUCACAUGAAGUGCUAUAGAUGCAGAUCAGAGAGUGUUCUUCUGAGACAUGGCUGCAGCAAUUCAUAAAAUGUGUGGAAUUAACAGACAGAAUAUCUAGGAAGAAAGCGCAAUGUUCAGGUGACAGAGGAAUGCUAACAAGCUAAUACUUGCACAUUAAUACUGGUAAUGUAUCCUAAUUUUUAACAUACACAAAGCAGGCAGAUGCAGCUAUGGUUUAAACAUCACUGCUAUUUCAGGGUUGGCUUGAAGUUUCACUUUCGCUUCUGUAACUUGCACAGCAUUUAUAUUUGCAUGACUCAUGCAGAGUGCAGACAAACUUUUAGCAGCGUAAAUAACACUCCUUAUGGAACUAAUGUCACAAGAAGAAAAAAAUCAUAGCAGAGGCCCGCCACUUACUGUUGAGCAGCUGAAGCAAAUAGAGCAGAAGAGACAUGAAGCUUUGAGGAGACUUGCUGCUCGCAAUGAUCCUAUGCCCAUUGGAAAGAGCUGGCACAACCACAUUGGAACUGAAUUCGCCAAACCUUACUUCACUAAGCUGAUGUCUUUUCUCACUGAGGAGAGGAAACAUUUCACUGUCUAUCCAAGUAAAGAUCAAGUCUUCUUUUGGACAAAUGUGUGUGCAUUUGAGGCUGUGAAAGUGGUUAUCCUUGGUCAAGACCCAUAUCCCAGACAAAGUCAAGCUCAUGGUCUGUGUUUCAGUGUGCUGAGGCCUUCACCACCACCUCCAAGUUUGGAAAAUAUAUUCACUGAACUUGCAAUAGAUAUCAAGGACUUUCAACACCCUGGUCAUGGGGACCUGACAGGAUGGGCUAAACAAGGUGUUCUGCUUCUGAACUCUGUCCUGACUGUAAGAAGCAGAGAGCCGGCAUCCCACCAGGGUCAGGGAUGGGAGGAGUUCACUGAUGCUGUGGUUCAGAGCCUAAGUAGGAAUUUAAAAAGCUUGGUCUUCCUACUUUGGGGAUCAUACGCUCAGAGGAAAGGCAAAUUCAUUGAUAGGUCAGAGCAUCAUGUCCUUGAGACAAGCCAUCCCUCACCAUACUCUGCUCACAUGGGCUUUUUUGGAUGCAGACACUUCUCGAAGACUAACAUCUUACUUAAGGCAUCUGGAAAGACACCAAUUGAUUGGAAUGCACUGUGACCAGAGUACUUUUUUUUAGAAAUGCUAAUAGAUGCUUUUAAAUCUUCAUUAUAAUCAUAAAAUUAAAUGUGUCUGAGAUAUUAGAUAUUAGAUCUGUAGAUAUAUAUAAAUGAGACAUGU
Hemibagrus wyckioides is the source of this 2123-nucleotide messenger RNA. RefSeq names its product uracil DNA glycosylase b (gene ungb). The coding region runs from base 1209 to 2003 and encodes 264 amino acids. The record is from RefSeq and is a predicted model, not a curated record. The transcript is spliced from 7 exons. Gene Ontology annotation, molecular function: uracil DNA N-glycosylase activity. Gene Ontology annotation, cellular component: mitochondrion; nucleus. NCBI's taxonomy places the organism in Eukaryota, Metazoa, Chordata, Actinopteri, Siluriformes, Bagridae. Gene Ontology annotation, biological process: base-excision repair, AP site formation via deaminated base removal; base-excision repair.